AUGCCCAAGAUUUCGCGUCAUCGCAAUUAUCGCAAGACGUAUCGUACGCCUUCACGUGCCUUUGAAAAGGAACGUCUUGAUCAAGAACUAAAGCUUUUAGGCGAGUAUGGACUUCGUUGCAAGCGUGAGAUUUGGCGUGUUCAAUUUGCACUUUCGAAGCUUCGAAAAGCCGCUCGAGAGCUCUUGACACUGGACCCAAAGGACCCAAAACGUUUGUUUGAAGGCUCGGCUUUACUCCGUCGUCUGAAACGCUUUGGAAUGUUGUCGGAAGAUGAAAAUGAAUUGGAUUUUGUGCUUCGGUUGAAUGUGCAAAAGCUCCUGGAACGUCGUCUUCAGACAAAGGUCUUUAAACAAAAUUUGGCCAAGUCAAUUCAUCACGCUCGGGUGUUGAUCAAGCAACGUCAUAUUCGUGUCGGGAAACAACUCGUGGAUGUGCCAUCGUUCCUUGUUCGAAUGGACUCGGAGAAGCACAUUGACUUUGCAGUCACGUCGCCUUACGGUCAAGGUCGUCCUGGUCGUGUAGCUCGUCGUCGUGCUGCUCAACGUGCUGCAGCUGGUGGAGAAGACGAGGAAGAAUAA
Molecule: messenger RNA, 579 nt
Organism: Peronospora farinosa
Lineage: Eukaryota; Oomycota; Peronosporomycetes; Peronosporales; Peronosporaceae
Source: the annotation of a GenBank genome assembly